Molecule: messenger RNA, 630 nt
Organism: Huiozyma naganishii CBS 8797
Lineage: Eukaryota; Fungi; Ascomycota; Saccharomycetes; Saccharomycetales; Saccharomycetaceae
Gene: SSU72
Product: RNA polymerase II subunit A C-terminal domain phosphatase
Exons: 1
Coding region: 1-630 (209 amino acids)
Biological process (GO): termination of RNA polymerase II transcription
Cellular component (GO): mRNA cleavage and polyadenylation specificity factor complex; nucleus
Molecular function (GO): RNA polymerase II CTD heptapeptide repeat phosphatase activity
Source: RefSeq, a predicted model, not a curated record
AUGCCGUCACAUAAUUCCAGCUUGAAGUUCUGUACAGUGUGCGCUUCGAAUAACAAUAGGUCCAUGGAAUCGCAUAAAGUAUUGCAGGAGGCAGGUUACAGCGUGAAAUCGUACGGUACCGGUUCUGCGGUGAGAUUGCCCGGUCUGUCGAUAGACAAGCCGAAUGUGUAUUCAUUCGGCACCCCUUAUAACGACAUAUAUAACGAUCUGUUGUCGCAGUCUGCAGAUAGGUACAAGUCGAACGGGUUGUUGGGGAUGCUGGACCGUAACAGGAAACUUAAGAAGGCGCCCGAGAAGUGGCAGAAUAACAGCGGGAACGUGUUUGAUUUCGUGUUCACUUGCGAGGAAAGAUGCUUUGACGCAGUGUGCGAGGAUCUCAUGGGGAGAGGGGGGCACUUGAAUAAACUGGUACAUGUCAUAAAUAUAGACAUCAAGGAUGACAACGAGAAUGCUAAGAUUGGUGCAAAGGCUAUUUUAAAGCUCGCUGAUAUGCUCAACCAGAGCGUGGAUGAGUGCAACAGGGACAACUCCAGCGCCGUGCCCUUUGAGGAUAGCAUCAUUGGGAUCCUCACCGAAUGGCAACAACAGUUCCCAACGUUACCGUGUCUUUAUUCACCUGCAUUUUACUGA